AUGUCUCCACGGGCGCGGCAUUUCCGUUUCAAGCGCCGCGCACGAGCCGUGCGAUGCGCGCUCGUCGCGCUCUGCGCCGCCCUCGCCGGCGCGGUCGUCACCGCGACGUUCGAUGUGCUCGGAUGUCACGAUAACGGCGUCGUCGGCACGAUCGUCGGCGCGGGCGUCGAAGGAAUGCGUGACGGACGGUUUGAAAAGAGUUUUCUGCGCGCGCCCGCCGGCGCGGCGUGCAACGCGACGGUGUGCUACGUCACAGAGAGUGGGAAUAACGCGGUGAAAACCAUCAAUAUAGCGAAGAGUGAGAUGGUGAUGUAUGCGGGAUCGACGGCGGGCACGGCGGGGUCGACGGACGGAAAGGCGAAGGCGUGCGCGGAGAAAGGCGAGACGCAGGCGUUGUUUAAACAGCCGGCGAGCGUCGUGCUCGUGUCGCAGUCGAGCUCGUAUUACGCGGCGGGAGAUGUGCUGGUGGUGGAUAGCGGUAAUAACGCCAUCAGGCGAGUGUCGGGGGAUGACGUGAGCACGUUGAUCACGGGACUGGCAUUUGCACCGACGGCGAUGGUAUUCGACGAGAGCGACGGGGCGAUUUAUUUUCUAGGAUCGUCGCAGAAUCAUGUGUCCAAGAUAGCGUACGGGUCUGGGACGGUGUCAACGUACGCGGGCAGUCAAGGGACGUCGGGACUCGUCGACAACGUCACUCCCUCGAGCGCACGCUUCAACGCUCCUGAAGGCUUGGCGCUGGAUGGCGCGAAUCGCAUAUUAUACGUAGCAGACACCGGAAACCACGCCGUUAGGGCGAUCGACUUAUCCACCGGAGCGGUAACGACAGUACUGGGCGAUGGGACGAUUUCUGCAAGCGGUGCGGUACUCGAUUCUGACGGUAUACUUUCCACCCCAGCACGCUUCAACUACCCGGCGGGGAUCGCGUAUAACCUCGAUUCCAGCCUCAGCAGCGGUGUUCUAUUAGUCACGGAUCGGGGAACGCAUCAGAUUCGUAAAAUAAUUCUCACGGAUGCAACAGCAUCGAAUGCUGCGACGGUGGUGACGGUGGCCGGAAGCUACACCGGAACCUCUGGUUUCCGAGACAGUACCGUGGGAAGCGCGGCGUUGCUAAACAAGCCGGUGUCCAUUUCAUACGUCAGCGGUUCAACAUACGUGGUUGUCGACCAAGACAAUCACGCAAUUAGAAAAGUCAGUUUAGAGGCACCGGUACAGAUCACGUUCACGAUGCAAUCGGUGGCGGAUAUCGAGAAGACGGAACAAAGUCAUGAUUUGGUGAUAGAGGAGUACGGCUCGUAUUCUGUCAACGGACCUCCGUACAAUGAGACUACGCACUUCUCGGGUGUUUUGACGUAUUUUGGCGAGAUACACGAGCUCGUCAUGUGCGCUUAUCCAUCGGUUGAAUACUUUGUGAAAUUCGAAGGCGCCAUGCAAGCCACGGUCAAGGAUGCGAGUUAUUUGUACUUCGGGUACACGGGCGCGACGGUGGAUAACAGCUUGGCACGCACCUUUCGGAUUCGUGGACCGGGAUGCACGGACGCUUCGGCGCCUAAUUAUAAUCCGUUCGCCACGAGUGAUGACGGUUCGUGCGUGAGUGGGGUACAACUUCGCUUCACCGUCGGAGCGUACGGCGUCAUAGAUCAUGCUGUUUACGAAUUCGAAGGACCAGGAUUUUACAUCUCAGACUCUUUCGAAAGCGGAAGUGGGGAAGCUCAUUACGAACAAUCGAUAGAUUUCGACUUCAUGGCAUAUCCAGGAGCGGUGUACAUUGCAACUUUUUACGGUGCACUGAAUGCUUCGUUAACCACCGUGUCCGGCCAGUCGGGCUUGGGAGCGACGUUGAUCACAUACUGGACCUACACGUCGAGUCAAGCCAGCGACCAGAGUGUGCAGCGAGCUCGGGUCAUUGGGCCAGGGUGCAUCGACCCAUCGUAUCCAUCGUAUGAUCAGUAUGCUUUGGCCUCGGACGAAGUGAAUGCAUGUACCUUUGCGAGCACCAUGCGCGUCGUUCUCAACGCCAGCGCGUCGGCAGAGUCGUGGUACGAUUUUGGCUCCAUCGUAGGCACCUCGGACCAAGUCGCUUCGGUCGAUGGGAUCUCAUUGGACAACGCUACGGAUCAAUUUGUUUUGGAUAUGUCGGUAACUCCCGGCGUGUACGAGUUUGAAUCGUACGGAGAUGUUUCGGGGGCAAUUCAACAAUAUGACUCUGGUUCUUACACGAACCUUCGCACUUGGCUCGGCACUGAUAGUUCACUCAGAACCGAUUCAUACGGAUUUUCAACCACAACAGACUCAGAACGUAUCACAGUCUCGUUCCCGUUCACGUUUUCACUGAAUAUCGGCGCGAACGGUGUGGUGGGAUAUGCUGGUGGUGUACUCGUUGGCGAUGACGGUACGUCAAGCGUGACCUUCGUCGAAGGUUCGGUUCCGGCGCUAGCCACCAUUACAUCGACGUUUACACAAGUCGCAUCGUCGACCUCGAUAAAGAAUUCUUUAUGGUACACGUCGAACACUAAUAUUCUUGGCGUGUCAACGUACGUCAUGGCACUCACGCCCACUGGAUACCAGCUAGCCGUCUCUGCUGCGCUUUCGCUAAAGUAUGACAAAACUGGAGUGCCGUCGCAAGAAGGUAACGAAAAUAUAGUCCUUUUCAAGGCUUCAGACAGCACAAUGCAAGAUGCUAUCACUUUGUAUGGUGCUACUUUCGACGCCGCAAACGGCAUCGCCUCGGCAACGAUUGAUUCCAUGGGUACUUACGGCGUCGCGUUUAGAGCAACGGUGAGAAGUAUCUCGCCGCCGCGUGGCUGGCUCGACGGAGACGUCACGGUGACGUUGGAUGGUGUCGACUUUUCGUCGCUGAGUACCGUAAAUACGGUAACAACGUAUCAAAAGUGUCGAUGGGGUGAGACCUUCACAGUCGCAACCACUGUAGCUUCGAGUGAUACUCGAUCACAGCUUUCAGGCUCGGACAGCACCAUCCUGGGUACGAAGAUAAAUGCCGUGUCCUGCCAGUCACCGGUGGUGGCAUACGCUGGAUUUACUAUCGUAGAGUUCCAUGACUCACGGAAUGGCAUGUCGAGUGACACCAGAUUUGUUUACUUACAAACCGCAUCUCCACAAGUUCGAGCUGUCGUCCCGCCAGAAGGCGUCUCGUCUGGUGGAACCGUCGUCUCGUUAUCCGGUUCAUUUCUCAGAGCUGGCGCCGUGGCGUCUGAUUGGGAAAAAUACGAUCUAGACACCACAUUCUUCGCAAAUAGCGGACCAACCACAGUAUCUUGCGUCUUUGGCUCAACAACGUCGAGUGGCAUCGCCGUGUCUUCUGCGUUCGCUCGAUGUGAGAGUCCGCCGUCGACCACGACUGCGUCGAAGACGUUGCGUGUUGGUGAUUUAUCCCAUCAAGUGGCUGGAUAUGGCGUCUACACGUACGUUACUGAUUUCGAUGCCGGCAUCACAACGUCAGCGUAUGAAGAUCAUAGCGGAGACAGCUCGUUUACCGAUGGUGGAGUCGUGGUGGACUUGUACGCUGCGACAGGAUCUCUCACAAAACAGCGCAACUCCUUCUACGACUGGAGGUGCUUGUUUGGCACCGUCAGCGUGGCGGCGAGACGCAAACCUUACGGCGACUUGAGCUGUGUUUCUACAUCGAUAGCUAGAGGAACAACUGUGGACGUGCGACUGGUGGGUCCUCUCGGGGAACACUCUCUUUUGCUCGGUAACAUCACCGCCGCUACGAUUGCGAGUACGUACGUCGACUCGAUUGUAACUCUUCCAGGAACUCCAAAGAUAGUGGAAACGAUCACUAUCAUCGAGAGAGCGAUAUCUCCGCCAGUCUGGGAGCCUCUGAAGUGGGUUAGCACCGCUCACGCACUCGUUGCGACACCAGGCGGAAGUUGGUCUGGUACAAGUCAAGGAUACGGCCAUGGUACGUAUGGCGUCGCAAAUUGUACCUUCACCACGGAUGCGGGCGUCGUCACGACGAGGGUAGCGAACAUCAUAUCGUCUGCGCUCGUGGUAUGCGAGGCGCCUAUCACUGCGGCGGAAGAAUGGUAUUCACUUACUAUUACGAGCAACGGUGUAUCAUCUGGAUCCCCAAGGACGUCGCUCAAGGCUUGGUACGAACCUGUGACUCGAUCGGGGAGCUACUCGCUCGGCGACGUCGUCGACGCGUGGCUGCCUUCGGCAACCGCCGGCGGAGUCGUUAUUCGACCGUAUUUCUUACCCUCAAGCGCCUCAUCAGUUUCUACGCUGUGUUAUUUCGGCGUUUCUAUAGAUCCAGUGGCGUACUCAUCCAGCGUGUGCACCGUUCCCAGGUCGCUCUCUCCAGGCUUCGUCGCCAUCACUUUGGGCGUCGCCUCGGUCGGACCAAGUUUUGCGCAUCAGAUCGAGAUUCUUGAGCCCGUGCACGCGAGCAUGGUUUUACCGAGAUUCGUCGACGCUAACGGUGGAUCGAUCGUGGACAUUAUGGGUAGAGAUUUAUACUCCGGACCUGGCGCGAUGCUCAUAUACUGUGCGUACAAGGAUUCUUCAACGAUAAUCGAAGCCGUCUUCGUCUCGUCGGGGCUGUUGAAGUGCGAGACGGGGCUCAGCAGCAACACCAUCUACCGCGAUCAGAAAGAUUUGGGAAUCGGUCGAUACGGUGACUUCUACGGUACCGAGCCGAUCGAACUUUCGUUGUCACCGGGAAAGGGUACUAUAGCUCUUGCAGCGAACGUGUUCGGCUUGCAAACUCUGCUGACGCCCACGGUGACGGCGGUUUCCCCCGUCGCGUCGUCGGCGCAAGGCGGCGCCAUCUUCGCCGUGACUGGUACACAAUUCGCCUCGCAAACUGGCUAUGCGAAUUGCGUCUUUGGCAACGUCUUCGUGGCGGCCAUGGUCUACAACUCCACGUACGCCGAUUGCGUGGUGCCAUCGCUGUAUCCGAUGCGAACGUACGACGUCUCCUUCGCCGUGACGGGUUCGGCCGGGCAGCGCGAGUUGGACGUAGGAUUCGCCUACGCCAACGGCACCGCGCUCGCAUUCAGCGCAUACUAG
This is a messenger RNA of Ostreococcus lucimarinus CCE9901, 5028 nucleotides long. RefSeq lists its product with no specific name. The record is from RefSeq and is a predicted model, not a curated record. The transcript has a single exon. NCBI's taxonomy places the organism in Eukaryota, Viridiplantae, Chlorophyta, Mamiellophyceae, Mamiellales, Bathycoccaceae. The coding region runs from base 1 to 5028 and encodes 1675 amino acids. Gene Ontology annotation, molecular function: protein binding.